Stegodyphus dumicola is the source of this 1434-nucleotide messenger RNA. RefSeq names its product short-chain dehydrogenase/reductase family 9C member 7-like. Gene Ontology annotation, molecular function: oxidoreductase activity. The record is from RefSeq and is a predicted model, not a curated record. Gene Ontology annotation, biological process: steroid metabolic process. Lineage: Eukaryota; Metazoa; Arthropoda; Arachnida; Araneae; Eresidae. Gene Ontology annotation, cellular component: intracellular membrane-bounded organelle.
CAACUUUCCUUGUUUUUCCUCAGGUUCAUUACAGUCGGCACAACAUGAGUUAUUAAUAAGUUUUCUCAGCUUAAUUCAAUAUGGCUUAUAGAAAUGUUUUGAAUUUUUUGUUCUCCUUAGCUAUUAUAUAUUUGACUUUCAGUUUCAUGCCAAGUGUAUGUGAUAUCUUCGUCAAAUUUUCCGUUGUCAUACUUGCAAUUAAAUUGGCGGAAUGGAUAAUGACCACAUCUCGAAAAUAUUUUUUUUACGAUAAAAUAUCCUGCAAAAAUAAAGCCAUCUUUAUUACUGGUUGUGAUUCGGGAUUCGGACAUGCUCUGGCAAUGCGGAUGAAUAGACUAGGAUACCGAGUUUUUGCGGGUUGUCUUUUCCCAAAUGGUGAGGGCGCUAAGAUGUUAGCUAACAAUUGUUCUUUUAAGCUUCUUGUGGUUCCACUGGAUGUAACUGACGAUAGAAGUGUCGACUCUGCAAAAGAUUUCGUCAUGAAGAACCUUGGAAAUGAUGUGUUAUGGGCCAUCGUGAAUAAUGCAGGUGUGGGCCAGGCAGCAUUAAUUGACUGGACGCCCAUUUCAGAGUUGGAGAAAAUUUUUGCCGUCAACACAUUCGGAGUUGUACGAGUUACGAAAACUUUUUUGCCUUUCUUAAAGAAAUCGAGAGGACGCGUUGUUAAUGUAACAAGCUUUGCUGGUCAAGUAUGCAGUCCUGGAUAUGUGGGUUACUGUAUGAGUAAAAGUGCUGCAGUAUCUUUUACCUCCGGUCUGCGCAUGGAAAUGGCUAUCUGGGGAAUUAAAGUGAUAAGUAUCGAGCCUUUCUUUUAUGCCACACCAAUUACCAAAAGGGAAACAACUAUUGAUUUGAUAGAAAAAGCAUGGGCUAAAAACCCACUUAAUGUUCAAGAAGAGUAUGGGGAAGAGUAUAAAGAAAAUUUGAAAAACAAGUGCAUUCGUCUAUUAGCGGCAUCCAACCCUGAAAUAGACGAAGUCGUGACCUGCUUAGAAGACGCUAUUAUCGCUGAAGAACCUUUAGCAGCAUAUUUCCCUUGCCAUUUCUUACACAAAAUCAUGAUCGCACUCUUUCGUGCGUUUCCAAUGGUAGCGGCUGAAACUUUAAUGAAGGCUUGCCUUAAUCGAAGAAAUAAACCAUUAGCUUUGAGGAACUAUGGAAAAGAAUCAAUGAUUAGAUCUGCUAAAGGAAAUGAUGGACCUACUCCAAAUGGACAUCAUAAAGAAGAAUAACAUUGCUACUUCUACUCUGUAAUUCACAGAGAGACAUAAUACGUAUACUGAAGCACAAAUCAAACAGUUCAGUAAAAAGCUGACAUGUGAAAAUGUAUUGUACGAUUUUCAGAAAUCAAUUUAGAAAGGCAUUAGAAUUUCUAAAUGCAACUUUUCUUUUGACGUGCUGGUUUCCAUAAAAAAGUACUAUUAUAUGCUGAGA